AUGGACGUUGACGCAAAGAUAAGUGACGUCCAAGAGAUCGAGGCUACCGGGGAUGCCAUAUUUGGUAAUGAGCAGCACAACCGAUGCCCAGAGCAUGAGUUGACCAUUGCAAACAUUUGCAAGAGGCACAAACUCGUUGUCUGGUGGUGCUUUUACUGGGCAAUGGCCGCUGUUGGUUGGGGCUUUGACGCUCAAAUCAACGGUGGAAUGAUCUCUGUUCCGUCCUUCCGACGUGAUUUUGGAUAUACCGUCAAUGGGGAGGCCAUUCUCCCUGCGGACUGGCAGUCCGCAUUCAACGUCAUUGGCACCGUUGGCCAAUUUUUCGGCGGCUUCAUAUGCAGUUGGCUAGCAGACAGGAUUGGCCGCAAAAACUCUCUUUUAAUCGGCGUGAUAGUGUGUAGUGGUGGCUGCGUUGGUGAGAUUUUCUCUGCUACUCGCUCAGCCUUCCUCGGAUCUAAGCUUGUCUUUGGUGUCGGCUUGGGCUUCUACCUUAGCCUGGCUCCUAUGAUGACGAGCGAGCUUGCACCCGUCGCACUUCGAGGCAUUGCAACUGCUGGAGUAAAUCUUGGAAUCGCCAUCGGCCAGCUUAUUUCCAAUUCUGUGGUAAAAGCUUUUGGAGAGAGGGACGAUCGAUGGGCGUACCGUGGACCUUUUGCAACGCAGAUCUUCUUCGCUAUAUUCCUUCUCGCGUUUCUACCACUAGCUCCAGAAAGCCCAUGGUAUCUCGUACGAGUGAAUAAGACAGAAGAAGCGAGAAAAGUCAUUUUAAAACUUUAUGGAGAGAACGACACAGUUAGCAGGCUGGUAGAAAUCGAGGAGACGAUCCGACACGAAAAGGUUCAAGGAAUCGAGAAAUCAAGUUUCGUUGAUUGUUUUAAGGGAACUAAUCGGAUUCGUACUGGCAUCUCGACCGGCGUUUUCUUAUGUCAACACUUGGUGGGUAUCAUCUUCGUACUUGGCUACUCGACAUACUUCUUUCAGCUUGCAGGCCUUGACGUCUCCAACUCAUUCGACCUGGGAGUUGGUGUUACAGCCUGCGGCGUCCUAGGCAACAUUAUCAGUUGGUUCAUUAUAGAGCGGUACGGUCGUCGAAAACUCUUUUUGUCUGGAAUGGUUACUCUCACUGCUCUCCUUUUGCUUAUUGGCAUAAUGGACGUCGUUCCAAGCCAAGCUGCGAAGUGGGUGCAGGCCGCCAGCACUGUUGUUUAUGCAUUCGUCUAUUUUCUCACUAUUGGCGCGGUGGCUUUCACUAUUCUCGGUGAGGCAUCUAGCACAGUUUUACGCGCAAAGACAAUCUCUCUUGCGACCGCUACACAGGCCAUUUGUGGUCUGGUUAUGAAUUUCGCCAUCCCCUAUAUGGUAAACCCUGAUUCGGGCAAUUUAAGAGGAAAGGUGGGCUUUGUCUUUGGAGGAUUGGCCAUAGUUGGUACUAUUGGAAGUUGGGUAUACGUGCCAGAACUUAAAGGGAAGACGUUUGGCGAGAUCGAUCAGCUCUUUGCCGAGAAAGUGCCACCUCGGAAAAUGGGUUAG
This is a messenger RNA of Trichoderma virens Gv29-8, 1530 nucleotides long. RefSeq lists its product as uncharacterized. Gene Ontology annotation, cellular component: membrane. The record is from RefSeq and is a predicted model, not a curated record. The coding region runs from base 1 to 1530 and encodes 509 amino acids. Lineage: Eukaryota; Fungi; Ascomycota; Sordariomycetes; Hypocreales; Hypocreaceae. Gene Ontology annotation, biological process: transmembrane transport; carbohydrate transport. Gene Ontology annotation, molecular function: carbohydrate:proton symporter activity. The transcript has 3 exons.